Messenger RNA from Paramuricea clavata, 7865 nucleotides. The record is from the annotation of a GenBank genome assembly. NCBI's taxonomy places the organism in Eukaryota, Metazoa, Cnidaria, Anthozoa, Malacalcyonacea, Plexauridae.
AUGGAUAUUGAACUUGUAGAUAGUGGCGACGAAGAACGAGGCCGAAGGCUACGGAAACCUACAUCAAAAGGGAAAGCUUACAACGUACAACGAAAGCGCAGAACCUGUAUUAACGUUCAGACGAAGAUAACGAAGCACAUAAAUAGGAUAAACUUAGUUACUUGUAGCUAUGAUAAUUGUCAUAUUAUUAAGCAAGAGUUGGGUGUACUUGUCGCCUUAAACGCCGAAUUAAAGGAAGCGUUUCAAUUAUGGCGUAUGGAGUUAACAAUGGAAGAAGAGAUAGCUGAUGCGUUGGCAUGGUAUGACGAACAAUGCGAAAGAAAUUCUCGUUUCACGAUUGAAAUCGAACAAUGGAUUACCAGUGCGAAGCAAAAUAUUGAAGAACAAAUGGACAAAAGAUCUUUUAGUUCGCGUCAUUCGUCCAGAACUAAAAGCAGCAGUUUUUCGGAGAGUUCAAGCCAAGCAAGAGUUAAAGAACGACGUAAAGUGGUUGAGUUACGCGCUAAAGCUGCAACGCUUGAAAGAAAAAGGAAGCUUGAAAACGAGGCAGAAAUACUACGUUUGGAGGAAGAAAUUGCGAUAGCUGAGGGUCGAGAAGAAAUGCUUUUGAAGUUUGAGCAAGAGAUGAGCCUGAAAGACGGUAUGAAUCAAUAUCACGAACAGUAUGCGAAAUCUAACUGAAAACGCCUUAUGACCUAAUGACUCCGUCCUGUACAGCUAAUAUUCCUUCUACGUCAUUCGCCCCGAAUAUUCCUUUACGUCAUUCGCCCCGAGUAUUCCUUCUACGUCAUUCGCCCCGAAUAUUCCUUCUACGUCAUUCGCGCCGAGUAUUCCUUCUACGUCAUUCGCCCCGAAUAUUCCUUCUACGUCAUUCGUCCCGAAUAUUCCUACGUCAUUUACCCCGAAUAUUCCUUCUACGUCAUUCGUCCCGAAUGUUCCUUUUACGUCAUUCGUUUCGAACAUUCCUUCCACACCAUUUGUCUCAAAUAUCUCUGGAACAGUGUUUCCUGCGAAGACACAGGCGUCGAGGUUCACUCCCAAUGUUCGUGCACCUAUAUUCACUCCAAACAUUCCUGCAACAAAUGCUGCAAGCAAAAGAUCCGUGACUUUUGUCAAUGAGCAUCGGCAGAGUCUUCCAACAUACUCACCACCGUCGUUUUCACAAACCGAUUCAGCAUCACCUAUUAUUACCUCAUCCUACCCUGGUUUGCGUCAUACCAACCCUGGUCCUCGUCUGUCGCCAAGAGUCACUAGUACACCCUGGGAUCAAACCAUUUCUACGCAAGCAAGGAUCAGCAACGAACCAUCCGUUGUCUAUCAACCAUCCUUUGAAUCAAGAAUACCGGUACCUUUACCGACAACUGCUAACCGUGCGCAACCGGAAGCAUGGGAACAAGCUAGUCAAGUGUCGAUUCCAAGAACCAAUGAAGACCAGUUUGGCGUGUUGAUCGAGAAACAGUGCAACCUUACCGAGAAAAUCAUGCAACAAAAUCAACGAAGUCUUAUUCCACGUCUUGCAUUGUCUAAGUUCUCUGGAGACCCCACAGAGUACAAUAUUUUCAUUCAAGGUUUUAACUCGCAGUUCCAUAAUAAGCUGAACUCUAACUCAGAUCGUUUACGAUAUCUAGAUCAGUACCUCGAAGGCGAAGCUAAAGAAUUGGUCAAAGGAUGUCAUUACAUGGAUCCUGACAUUGGUUAUGCAGAGGCGAGAAGGCUGAUUGACGAGAAAUAUGGUGAUCCGUACAACAUUUCUAAUGCAUUUAUUAAGAAGAUGCCUGAAUGGCCAAUGCUUAAACCCGGUGAUGAUGAUGGCUUAAACCGAUUUUCUACCUUCCUAACGCAGUGUUGCAGUGCUAUGAAAUCGUUGUCGUAUUUAACUAUAUUGGAUCAUCCGCACAACUUGCAAACCUUGGUCAAGAAGUUACCAUUCCACCUUCAAGAUCGAUGGAGACGUGUCGCAAGUAAAGCGAGAGUCGGACAUAGGAAUAUGCCAAGCUUCGACUCGUUUGCUAAUUUCAUUAAAGACGAAGCUAAAGUGGCAACAGAUCCAAUCUUUUCUCGAGAAGCUCUGAGAGUUCAAAGUUCUGACGGAGUAAACAACAAACGCAAGCCCCCAAAUUAUAAAGUAAGAACUAACGCAAGUAAAGUGGAAUCUUGUAUCCACUGUAAAAAGGAACAUGACUUGAACGAUUGUGAUGAAUCAUGUUUCGCUCACUACUCUGGUUUAAAUAAAUGAUUACAAAGCCCAGUCGAAUUGUAAUCAAGACCCAACGUUUCGACACUCCAGUCUAGUGUCUUCAUCAGGGGUGAUCUAAAACUGUGAUCGUGGCUUCUUAAAUACCCAAGGGAUGACGUCACCUGCCAAGAAGAUGCAUAUAUUCCUCUGGCAAAUAGGCGCCGUCAUCCCUAUUCAAAGCAUGAUGACUCAUAUUUAUAUGCCACGCUUCUAGACAAAGUCUUUGACCAUAGCGAUUGUUUGUGGUAAUUACUUUAGAGUUUUCCCACGCAAUCUCGUGUUUGGUGUAACAUACAUGUUCGGCUAAAGCAGAUUUUCCCUUGUCUAAAGUUGAAACAGCCUUUUGAUGUUCUUUUAGCCGUGUACCAAACUGGCGUUUAGACUGACCCAAAUACUCUGACUGCGAUAAAGAGUAUUUGGGUCAGUCUAAACGCCAGUUUGGUACACGGCUAAAAGAACAUCAAAAGGCUGUUUCAACUUUAGACAAGGGAAAAUCUGCUUUAGCCGAACAUGUAUGUUACACCAAACACGAGAUUGCGUGGGAAAACUCUAAAGUAAUUACCACAAACAAUCGCUAUAUCGCAUAUAAAUAUGAGUCAUCAUGCUUUGAAUAGGGAUGACGGCGCCUAUUUGCCAGAAGAAUAUAUGCAUCUUCUUGGCAGGUGACGUCAUCCCUUGGGUAUUUAAGAAGCCACGAUCGCAGUUUUAGAUCACCCCUGAUGAAGACACUAGACUGGAGUGUCGAAACGUUGGGUCUUGAUUACAAUUCGACUGGGCUUUGUAAUCAUUUAUUUAAACCAGAGUAGAGAGCGGAAACAUGAUUGAUAUACCUGGUUGCAGUGAACGAACAAACUUUAGAUUGUGAUGAAUAUUUAAAGAAGAGCAUCGGUGAAAGACGAAAAUUCCUUGCCGAGAAACAGUUAUGUUACUCGUGUUACAUGCCUGGUCAUAGAUCUAGAGGUUGUUCGCAAAAGAGAACAUGUAAGACUUGUUCACGCCGUCAUCCUACUGGCCUACAUGUUGAAAACUUUCAGCCUAUUGUGAAAAAGCUUGCGAACAAUAAUGUUGCGAAGAAUGUGGAAUCGGCCUUGACAACCAUUACUGCAAACAGUAUCACCAGAAAAGUACAAGAAGAAGGACCUGUCGGAUCUGUGCCGAUAGUACCAAUUAUUGUACGAUCAGCUGAAACAGAGUUGAUAACAUGUGCGAUGCUUGAUAACUGCAGCACCGGUACGUUCAUUCUAGAAGAUCUGCGACAAGAGCUUAACGUAGACGGAGUAGAUUCACAAGUUUCAAUAACAACUAUGAAUGGUAAACAGCUACACAACGUGAAAGUUAUUAGAGGCUUGACUGUAUCUGACUUGGACGGCAACAAUUCCAUUUCUCUACCUAAAGCUUUUACCAAGCUCGAAAUGCCCGCAAUCAUUCAAGAUAUCCCCAGACCAGAGCAAGCGAGAAAAUGGCCACAUCUGGCGCAUGUAGCUGAUUACGUCCAUCCAUUAAUACCGAAUGUCAAGAUUGGCCUCUUAAUUGGAACAAACUGCCCUGAAGCCAUUGAACCUAAAGAUUUCGUGACAAGUAUGAACGGUGGUCCAUAUGCUGUUCAAACGUUCGCUGGCUGGACUAUUAUUGGACCUCUUCAUAUGUCAAGCAAUGGUCCUGCGACGGUCAAUUGUAAUCGGAUUGUUGCAAAAGAAAUUAGUUCAGAAGUACCAAUGGAUCAUCAUUUCGCUGUUGAACAGGUGGUGAAAGAGAUCCUUACACCAGAAGCAUUAAACAGAAUGAUGGAACUUGAUUUCAGCGAAAGAAAAGUCAGUAAUGAACAUGGUCUCUCUCAAGAAGACAAGUUAUUUCUUAAGAAAGUUGAACAAGGAACCAAGAAAUUGCGGGAACCACUGAGUAUUUUCAUAAAAUACAAUACAACGGUAACUCCGAAUAAAGUAAGCAUUUUGAUUCAACGUUUCGACUUUAUUUAGUCAUCAUCAGGAAUCUCCUGAUGAUGACUAAAUAAAGUCGAAACGUUGAAUCAAAAUGCUUACUUUAUUCGGAGUUACCGUUGUAUUGAACCAAGAAAGUCGAAGGACACUAUGAAAUACCACUUCCUUUCAGAGAAGACAAAGUCGUUAUGCCCGACAACCGAGCUCAAGCAGAACGAAGAGCGCAUUGGAUAAAGAAGAAAUUCCUUAAAGAUAAUCGUCUACGCAAGCAAUACACAGAGUUCGUGAAUGAUAUGCUUGUCAAAGGAUAUGCAAGGAAAGUUCCACUAAACGCUACAGCCCCGAAGAAAGGCAAAGUAUGGUACUUGCCGCACCACGCAGUAUAUCACCCAAAAAAUCCCGAUAAGGUCCGCAUCGUAUUCGAUUGCAGCGCCCGAUUCGAAGGAACAGCUUUAAACGAUAGACUGCUUCAAGGACCAGAUCUGACUAAUUCUUUGAUAGGAGUGUUGGUACGGUUUCGUCAAGAACCAGUGGCAUUUAUGGGAGAUAUAGAAUCGAUGUUCUAUCAAGUGCGAAUACCUGAGCAUCAACGCAAUUUUGUCCGCUUUCUGUGGUGGCCUGAUGGUAACAUAUCGCAAGAUCUUGCUGAAUAUGAAAUGAACGUUCAUAUAUUUGGCGCAGUAUCGUCUCCAAGCUGCUCGAAUUUUGGCCUCCGUAGAGCUGCUGAUGAUUAUGAGUACAAAAUUGGAACGGAAUCCGCAGACGUGCUUCGACGAAACUUCUAUGUAGAUGAUUGCCUCCGAUCAGACAAGACGGUGGACGUUGCUAUUUAACGAAUGCACAGUGUUAUAGAUGCGUGUGCCAAUGGAGGUUUCCACCUAACAAAACUUACAUCAAACGACCGAACAGUACAUACAUACAUACAUACAUACAUACAUACAUACAUACAUACAUCAACUUUAUUUAAACACGGAAAAUCAUCAGUAUAGUUAUUUACAAAAAUAUUAAAAAAUUUUAAAAGGAACAAAAAGAAAUAUAGAUACUGUUCUACCUGAUUGCCGUGUGGGAGUCAGAUCGAUUAUUUAUUAAGAAGGCUUCUAAACCUGUCUUAAAUGCAGCGAGAGAGGUUACUGAUCUAAGAGAUUCUGGCAUUGGAAACCAUCCCUGCUGAAGAACGAACAAAAGAACUUCGAAGUUUGGAUCUUAACCAUCACGAUCUACCCAUAGAAAGAGCACUCGGCGUUCACUGGCAUGUUGAAUCAGAUAAAUUUGGUUUUCGUAUUACCAUCAAGGAUAAACCACUAACUAGAAGAGGUAUUCUUUCUACCAUUGGCUCUAUCUAUGAUCCUUUAGGGAUAGCAGCUCCAGUGUUACUUCCGGGCAAGAUGAUUCUUCAAGAUCUUUGUCGAGAGAAAGCGGAUUGGGACGAUGAGAUAUCAGAAACGUAUCGUCAUCGUUGGGAAGAAUGGAAAAGAAGUUUACCCCUGUUGGAAUAAUUUGAUCUGAAUCGAUGUUAUAAACCAGAUACAUUUGGGACAGUAGUUUCUCAGCAGAUACACAGCUUCUCUGACGCGAGUUCUGCAGGAUACGGGCAGGUGUCGUACUUAAGACAAGAAAAUGACCUUGGAUAGAUUCAUUGUGCUUUCCUUAUUGGCAAAGCUCGUUGUUCACCAGUCAAGCAAAUGACUAUUCCCCGCCUCGAAUUGACCGCUGCUGUAUUAUCAGUACGUGUAUCGAAUAUGCUUGUAAAAGAGCUUGAUGUUUCACCAGACGAUUGAUUCUACUGGACCGAUAGUACCACAGUCCUGAAGUACCUUACCAAUGAUAAAGCCAGGUACAAGACGUUCGUAGCAAACCGAGUCCAAACGAUUAGAGACACAACUGCACCCCAUGAAUGGCAUUACGUUGACUCAGCCUUGAAUCCUGCUGAUGAUGCGUCUCGUGGUUUAAAGAUGUCACGCUUCCUUGAGAACAAGCGGUGGAUUAAUGGACCAUCAUUCCUGUGGAAAGCAACGGAUGAAUGGCCUGAACGACCUUUUGAUGUAAGCGUUAAUACACUUGACGAUCCAGAAGUCGCCGUAAUAUCUGCUAAUGCCAUCGUAUCUGAUCAACGCAAUGAGAUUCUGGAAUACUUCUCUCGUUUCUCUCAAUGGUAUCGACUAAAGAAAGCUAUAGCAUGGUUGUUACGCAUGAAGCCAAGACGAGAUCGCAACCGACGGAAUCUUGGUGAUAGUUCCACGCAAGAUAUGACCCCCAAACCUAUCAAGGUCGAAGAAUUGGAAAAGGCAGAAGUUACAAUUGUGAAAAUUGUCCAAGCGGAAUCCUUUCCUGACGAAAUUAGUGCGCUGAAAAGGGUCGAAGACAGCAGCAAAAUCAACAAUAGAAGUCUUACUAAGCAAAAAACGACCAAACUCAGAACGUCAAGCUCAUUGUAUCGCCUGGAUCCUUUCCUUGGCUCCGAUGGUCUACUGCGUGUUGGAGGAAGAUUACGUAGGUGUGACGAGAUAACGACAGAAAUGAAGCAUCCCGUCAUAUUGCCGAAAUAUGGUCACGUUACAGAGCUGAUUAUUCGCCACAACCAUGAGAACGCUGCCCACAGCGGAAGAGGAAUUACUCUCAACCAUUUAAGAGGCAGAUAUUGGAUCAUAAACGCCAAUUCCAGAGUCAGAAAUUACAUAUCAAGAUGCGUAGAUUGCAGAAAAUUUCGUGCCAGAACCGCCAAACAGAAGAUGGCUGAUUUGCCCAAGGACAGACUUACUUCCGCAGCACCAUUUACAUACUGUGGAGUUGAUCUUUUUGGCCCCUGUCUUAUCAAGGAUGGUCGGAAAGAAUUAAAACGCUAUGGUGUGCUAUUCACAUGCUUAAACAGUCGAGUAAUUCACCUAGAAUCAGCCAACUCCUUGGAAACCGACUCGUUCCUGAACGCACUCAGACGUUUUAUAGCUCGACGUGGUCCAGUGAGAGAAAUAAGAUCAGACCGAGGUACCAACCUAAUAGGAGCUGCGAAAGAGCUUAAAGACGCUCUCAAAGAAAUGGACGACGCGAAGAUAAACGAGUAUCUGUGCCGUUAUUCCGACGCUGAUUGGCUGGUCAGAUGGAAACCAAACCCCCCAGCGGCAUCACACAUGGGUGGUGUAUGGGAACGCCAGAUUCGUACAGUGCGUACAAUCCUUACAUCGUUAAUGAAAGAAUUUGGUCAUGUUCUUAAUGAUGAAUCUUUCCGAACACUGUUAACAGAAGCCGAGUGUAUUGUCAACAGUAGACCACUGACAUUCCCUUCCAGCGAUCCUACCGAUUUACAGAGUCCAAUUUCACCAAGUAACAUUUUGACGAUGAAAUCAAAGAUAGUUAUGCCACCUCCUGGAGACUUCCACCGCGCCGACCUCUACCUUCGUAAGCGAUGGAAGCGAGUCCAGUAUCUGGUUGAAAUCUUCUGGACUCGAUGGAAAAGGGAAUACCUGAAUACACUUCAGAUGAGAAAGAAAUGGAACCGUCCCCAGCGCAGUUUUGAAAUCGGAGAUAUAGUCCUAGUAGUCGACGAGAGAACAUCAAGAAACUUGUGGCCACUUGCUCGUGUUAUUGACAUUACUCCAGACUCAGUGGGUGCUGUUCGCUCCGUAACAGUGAAGACUGCUGCGUCAACCCUCGAACGUCCAAUUGUGAAACUAGUUCUUUUACUGGAAAACUCGUAA